AAUCGAGGGACACCCGUUGCCGACUGGUGCCGGUUCUGGGGGUCCACAGCAGCCCCUCCCGCGAAUAAGCGGAGCCUCCACUGAAAGUCAAGGCGGGACUUGCAGGUUCUGGAACCCAAGAGCCCCAGCGGUUUGUCCCUCAUUGACGUUACCUUUACCUCACCACCACAUGCCACAUGCCAGCAAAAGAGACACAGCCCUAGGCUAACCAGCUGCACAACUUCUUCCACAAAACCUGCAUCAUCCCCGGCCCUUCUCACAGCUUCCGUCUCCCGCUUUUUGAGGCCACUCCUCUUCCACGGCGACUUGUUUAGGCUCACGUAACCCAUCCCCGAGUGUAACUGCGGCGCGGGUCAUGUUUUGCAGCCUGCCGAUCGCCAAUCAAUCGAGUCACGCGCAUCAUUAACGUCCGCGGGGUUGCCUCGGGCUCCGGCAUCGCUCGUCCGCAACAACACAAUGGACGACGCCGCCCGACUCGUUACCGAGUUGCAAGACAAGCUCGCCGAGCUCGAUGGCAAGGUCGCUGCAUAUCGGCGCGACAUGCUAACAGAAUUCCACAAACACAUGGACGAGUGUCUCAAAAAGUAUCCGGAUUCCGUCUCUGGCGAGGUCUCCCGAGCCAUCGCCGCGUCCAUGUCCACGGGCAGGUAUUCCGCGCUGGACUGCCCCAGUCGUGACGCGCCGGACUCGCCGGCAAUCGACCGCAGCGCCUGGGACGGUCGAAAAUCGCCCCCGCCCAUUCUCCGCCAUACCUCGGGCACGCCGAAGGAGAGCCCGAGGGAUCCGCACGCGAGGGAGAAGGAAUUCCACGGCCUGUUCACGCCAACUUACCUCCCAUUGCUCGAGAGCAACAAACGCGCACUGCAAUCGCCGCCGAUGUCGCCGCCACCAAUGUCUCCGCCGUUACCGAAUUCUGGCGAAACAGCACUCGCUCUGUCGGCUGAUAAUGUGAAGAAGGUGGCGGAGUCCAAGCCGGCAAUUUUCCACCAUCUCGAGGACAGGCCAGGCGCGGUUCGGAGGAUGACCGACCAGUCCACGUCAUCGCUUGACUCCUCAGGCAGCGACUCAAAAACCAGGCGAAGCGCGCUACGGCGGUCGUCCAGCUCAGUCAAGGGCAGCCCACGCCGGGUACGUUUCGAGUUUGAGGGAGAAGAGGUGUUUCCUGCAUCUUCGUCCCCCAAGGCACCGACCAUCGCCCCGGACGAGGAAAGUGGGGCUGAACCGCAGCCCGAGGCGGAGGCACCGGCUGUCGCAACCGGGGAUGAGUCAACUGCCUACUCGGGGACGUCGCUGCUCGACGCCGUAGGGGAAGAGGACUCUCUCCCGAAACCAAGAAAGGUGUCCUCUACACAGGCGUUGCAGGCACUCACCCGUAGUCCGCUGGAAGAAGGAACGACUUGGAGAGAAGUCAACGCAGAUACGGAGACGCCCGCUAAAAUGAACGGCACAAAACAACCGGCAAAAACAGCGGAUCGGCCGACCAAGACCGACUCUCAGGCGACUAUCCGGGCGAAUGGCACCGGGUGCUUUGCACAUCGGCAACAACCCGGACCGCCGCUUGAGGACUCGGCGAUAUAUGACGACGAGGACGAGGACGAGGACGAGAACGUGUCCGACGACGAGUUUCUCUCGAUCCCAGUCAGGCGAAAGUCUUCCUCCACGCCAUCCCCCUCUACGCCACCCCUACCCUCCACAGUCCCCCCACUUACCCGGGUACCAAAUGGCGCAACUCCCGCGUCUAAAACCACCGCCAGCGAAGGCAACCGAAACCACAGCGCAGACGACGAUGACCUCAACCCGCUCUUCGACUUUGACGACGAGGCCGGCGGGUCCUCCGCGUCUCGGUCAGAAAACCCCCAGAAAUACAUCUCCGACGCCGAAUCCGACGACGAAGAUCCCACACCACCAGGCCGCCUCCGCAACGAAGUACACCAGCAGCUAGCCGCCUCUGCAUCCACCUCUACCGCCGCGCAGAUCCCGCCCAUGUCCCCCUCGUCGGUGCUGUUCGGCCACAGCGUCGGCUCCUACAUGGGACGGUCCGUGGUCAUGCCCCCGGUCAAGAACCCGCAGCUGUACGAUGAGAUUGCAAGCAUGGACGACGUGGAGCUCUAUGUGGGGAGCAUCAAGGACCUCUCGGCCGCCCAGGCCGCGAGCAUGGGGACGAGCUAUAGGGCGCCGAGCCUGGCUAGGGGCGGCGUGCCCAUGAGCUUCUCGGAGCGGCUGGCGCUGGAGGAUGAGAUGGAACGGCGGGGUGCUGCUGGGGAGAAGGAGGGGGGGGCGUAGGAGGGGGGAGUAGAUUUCCUGUUUGGAUUUGCAUCGAGCAUUGGAUAAGGGUGAUCGGGUUGGGUGCUAUCAGCGAUGUUGUAGUGGCCCGGAUAGAUUGGUUGGUUGGGGGAUUUACAGGUGUGAUUUUCUCUACUUUGUACUUUAACUAUCGGGCUGCAUCGCUUUGGGGCAUAGUGGAGUUGUGUGCUUGGGCCUCUGCUGGUGGCCCGGAUCAUAGAGUGAGACGAUCUUGCAUGAGGAAAUGGAGACAUCGUUCCAAUA
This is a messenger RNA of Chaetomium fimeti, 2547 nucleotides long. RefSeq lists its product as uncharacterized. Lineage: Eukaryota; Fungi; Ascomycota; Sordariomycetes; Sordariales; Chaetomiaceae. The record is from RefSeq and is a predicted model, not a curated record. The transcript has a single exon. Bases 457 to 2283 code for a protein of 608 amino acids.